AUGAGCGCCAUUUUUGGGUCUCAAGCCCGUGACGAGGCGCAACAGCUUAUAGAGAAGAUCGCCGUUGGCCAUGGCUACAUCGAGACGGCAAAGUUGGAUGCGAUGCCGGCCGAUAUACGACGUGUAGUAGAGGAAGCUCUGAAGAGCAAUUCUAAAUCUCAUGCCGCUGCUACAGAGCUUGUAGAGAGGCUAGCUGCGGGGAGCAUCAAUGUCGCGUUCGAGCUGCUCCAGAAUGCAGACGACAAUCAAUAUACCCGCGCAAAGGCCGCAUGCGCGAAUCCAGGUGUCCAGUUCAUCGUGACUCCAGAUCUGGUAGUUAUCGGCAGCAAUGAGGACGGGUUUACAGAAGGCAACGUCAAAGCUCUUUGCGACUUCGACAAGUCUACCAAGGCCGGCGCGUCUGGCUACGUCGGACAGCCAAAGGUGGGCUUUAAGUCUGUAUUCACUAUCGCUUCCAAGGUUCAAAUAGAAUCUGGCCCAUACUCAUUUUAUCUUCAACAUGAGGACGGGGAUCCUGGUAUCGGAAUGGUUAGACCUCACUGGACCGAGCCGCCUGUUCUUCCCGACCAUGUGAAGGACCGUGAAGCAUAUGGCGGUCUCUUUGGAAACCGGACCAGAAUCAUCUUGUUAUUAAAGGAGCAGAACAGAGAUAAUCUGCGGAAUAGCUUUAUCAACCAGCUCUGGGACACGCCUGACAGUGUGUUACUCUUCAUGAAGAACCUACGGUCGCUGAAAAUCACGGUACUUGGUGAGGACAACAAAGUUCAGCGUUCGAAAGAUGUACUCCUGGAUAGAGACUUAUUCGGCCCUCAAAGUCGAAUUUCAACGACGAAGGAGCUCGGCCCAGCGAAGCUCAAGAUAUGGAAUCGCUAUCUCGUCUAUAGAUCAACAGCAACAGGGUUGCCUGCCAACCCGAACCGGAGACCUGCCUCGGAAUCGUCAGCAGAUACUACCAGCGCAGAAGUUGUACUAGCGUUCCCCGUUGAUGAGAAAGGCGAGCCAAUUAUUGAGAAUCAAAAACUAUUUGCCUUCAUGCCGGUUUCUGAGACCGGAUUGAGCUUUCUUAUCCACUCUGACUUUGUCACCGAUUCCACGGGGCAAAACCUUCUUACCUCUUCAGACAGGAACCUUCGUAUCAAAGAGGCAGUUGAGGAUGCGGUCGUAAAGACGGUCCAGGGCCUCUGUACAAGGCCUGGCACAGAACACAAAUGGAUGCGUUUUCUUCCCCACGUCGGUCGAAAGAGUAUAGACCCAUUCUGGAUCCUGUUGGAUAAUACUUUACUGUACAAACUCUCCGAAAUACCACUUUUGCGCCCAAGAAGCCAGAAGUUUGGUAGUCUCUCAAAGAUAGCCGAUCUCAAGCGCCUUUCUGCGGAUGAACUGGACCAACAUGGCGCGCCGCUUUUGCCUGAUUUGGAACAAGAGUUGUACCUGUCUUCGGGAUACGAAUCGCUGGAUCUCGAUAUUCUCAGUCAGUAUGGAUUAACCUAUAUGUCGAACGUGGAAGUCGUGAGAAGGCUAGGAGCUUUCACCAAGACCGAUGAUUGGAGGACGAGAACCUUUGAGAAUCGAGAUGAAGAUUGGCAUGCUAGACUGGCGCGUCUUGUCCUCAAGAUGCGGAAUGGCAUGCUAUCCAACGGCAAGAAGGCCAUUCGCUUCUUGGAUCUCAUUCCACUUGCUUCAGGAGACUUGAAGAGUGCCACCAAGGGCGGAAAGAACGAAGAAUUUUACGACAACAUGAUCGAAGGCAUCUCCAUCCCCGGAGAUCUGGACUUCCCAAUGCUUCUGCCCGCCGCCACAGCGAAUGCGGAUUGUCGGAAGCUUUAUGAAAUUCUUGGACCAAAGACUCUUGCUGUUCAACAAGUCCGAGAAAAGAUCAUAAACAUUUAUAAAGAUCCUGCCCAAGUGGCGAAGCUCGACCUGGCUAAGUCAAGAAAUCAUCUUGUGUUUCUUUAUCGGAUCGAGCCAAAAGACUUCAUCAAUAAAGAGGAACAAGAAGUCAUGGUUGUUUUUGACCACAAACUACGCAUCAAGCGUCCAAAACAUGAGUACGUCUAUCUUCCUGGCGAAGGACCAGUGGCCCCAGGGAAAGUCCUCAAUCCUCCAUUCCCAGAGGGACUCGAGCCACCAGAUGUGUCCCUUCUACACCCAGCCUAUCUUGAAGAUCCGCCGACCCCAUCAGCUGGCAAUGAGAAAUCAUGGACUCAAUGGCUAUAUCACAUUAUCUACUGCGAAGAAAAGAUCCAAUUGUUCUCUGUUCGAGAUCCGCCAGCAGAAGCUGACAAGACUUACUCACCAGAGUAUAAAUUCCUCGUCAAAGCCUACCCAGGACUCACACUUCAUAGACUCAUGCUAAACUUUCAAAAACCAGAAGUUAAGAAGCAGUGGAUCGAUGAUAAGAAGGGUACUGCUCUUAUGCGAAGAAUGGAGUUUCUCUGCACGGAUGGUGUAAGACAUCCUUUGGAGGAGACUAUACUUCCGCUGCCAAAGCUGCUAGAUAGCUGUGAGAAAAGCUUUGCAUCAGUGGAUAGCAUGCCGUUUCUUAAGCUUGAUGAGCCUGUGAAAGACGAUGAUAUUCCGGCAUGGCUCGACUUGGCAGAGCAUUGUGGCAUCGGGACUAAAGACGACACCAAAUUCACUCUGGCGAUACUAAGCUCUAUUUCCAAGACCACCAAGGAGAUUACAAGCGAUGUUUCAAAGGCUGUGACUGGUUUAAAAUCCAUUACCGACAACAAAUGCAUCCUCUGCACACCGCUCGCAUCCUCGGAUGUAAAGAAACCUGCUCGCUGGGUUAACCAGCCCGCAUGCCUAUGGAAUGCACCUCAGGGCAUCCAAGUCUAUAACCCUCUGCGGUCAUUCUGGUCCUCUGUACUCGAACAAAUGGACACUGGAGAUCGCGAGAAGCUGGAGCACUUCUUUAGCAACACACUUGCCAUUCGAGACAUAACCCAACAUGACGUUGUCAGUGAGCUUGGUUCCCUAUCUCGGUCGCUGGAUCAAAACAAGGAUUACUCGAUGGUAGUGAAGGAGCUUUAUAAGAUUCUGCAGACGCAGACGGACAACCUCAAUGAGAUCAACGUACUCAUCAUUAAGCAAGCCUUUCGAGAUUCCCCUCUCAUUUAUGUCCCUCAUCAAGUGAGUAGGAAGUGGUGCAAACUCUCAGAGUGUAUAUGGUCUAGCGAAGGUGCCAGUCAGGAUGAAAUCAGUCUGGAGCCACUCUACGCAGACCUUUCAACUCUCUUCCUAUCUUUCCUCGAUGUUCCCAAGAUAAGUGCUUCGCUCGUCUAUCAGCAUAUUCUGAACAUCGGGAACACUAUCCAGCCUAUUUCAGAAAUCAAGAAACUCAUCUGGUCCCUGCUCGAUAGUUUGACUACCAACCGGGGACCAUCAAGUGUCUAUGCGGACAAGAUAAGGGCAUGCCGAGUCUUCCCUGUAGAGGGGCUGUAUGGUGAAGUCCAAUCCGCAUCCGCUUUGGGAAGUUUCUACAUAAAUGACCGACCUAUAUACGCGGCUGUAAUGAAGGGAAAGGCUAACAUUCUCGACUUUUCUGUCGAGGAAGUGCAUCGCCUUAAGCCUGUUAUCGAGUGGCUGGGCCUGACUGAUCGCUACCUCUCCAAGUCGGUUACAGUAACAGAGAAGACAUCUGUUGACGAAUCACAAGGAGUGGAGGAUAAGGUUUUCACACGGAAUAUCGCUGAAAAAGCCGAUGCACUUGCCAUGUUCGUCAAACCACUUACUCUUUCAGACCCUGUGCAAGCUAAUAAAACAAACAGGAUUGCUGCUCACUUCAGAAAUGGCCAACAUACGGUACGGAGCUACAACCUGCAGGACACGAUACGCAAGGUACAAGUGUUCCGCCAUCCAGACAUCAAGACCAGUAUAACUUGGUAUCAUGGAUUCAGUCCUAGUACAGCACCGCUGCCGAGGAGUGGGAUGCACUUCCAUCUGGCUCUAUUCUCCAAAUGGAAGUACUACAUUCCGCAAGACGACCAAGACGCCGAUUUCUGCAUGGUCACUGAGUUUCCGCGGAUGCUCACCGCUCAGCUCCUAGAGUGUACAGUGCGUGAUGUCAACUCUGAGGCCGUUAUGAUUGUCGCCAGUGUCCUUCGAGCUAAGCGCUCCAACGUUGGACGUAUCCUCCAGCAUUACGGGAUAUCUGAGGCGAGUGCAUUACCAGAGUAUACACCGGAACCACCACGUACACCUGAGAGGCGACGAGACAACGCUGCUCCCUCACCUUCUCCAUCACCGCAUUCAGUUAUCAGAUCCCCUGUCCCCGCUGUAAGCGCAGCUCAGGUAAUCCGCGACGCCACCACUCCAUACCAGGCCUUGCUUGUUCAAACUGUCAAUGUUGCGCGCAUCUCAAUGUUUCCUCACAAGAAUUCAGUCUUUGAUAUGACUGCAAUCUCACAAAGCCUUGCGGAGAGUACAGCUCGAUCUGGGCUGUUCAGGUUCUAUGUCGGAGACCAGACAGAAUGGCAGCGGAUGGUCGGUGCCGCUGGUGAGCUAUAUGUCUUUGAGUUGCUUUCAACCCUACCCCAUGCACUGCCUGGAUGGUCUCGAGAUAACUGGCAAAGUACUGUCAGACACCAUGCCAGCAUACACCCUGACUACACCUCCCUUGGUAGCUGGUACGGGACAGAGCAAGGGGACCUCUUCUUUGAUGAUGUGACAGGAACAUUCACCAGCUACUUGAUUGAAAAAGGCUAUCUUGAGGAGAGCUGGAGAAAGGAGCGACCGGAGUACUAUAUCGAAGUUAAGACCACAACAUCGGCACGUCUCGACACGCCGUUCUACAUGAGUAAACAUCAGUACGCACGGAUGCAGUCAUUUGGCAAAAGCUUGAAUACUGAUACACAACGCCGGAAAGUCUAUAUCCUUUUCCGGGUACACGGCUUAGAGUCAGGCCAAGUUGGUUUGAGGGUUUUCCUCGAUCUGGAGGCUUUGCGCAAGAGUGGAGAUUUAGUAUUCGAGGCUCAGAGUUGGACAGUCACCCCGAGAGCAUAA
This is a messenger RNA of Fusarium subglutinans, 5007 nucleotides long. RefSeq lists its product as uncharacterized. The record is from RefSeq and is a predicted model, not a curated record. The transcript is spliced from 7 exons. NCBI's taxonomy places the organism in Eukaryota, Fungi, Ascomycota, Sordariomycetes, Hypocreales, Nectriaceae. Bases 1 to 5007 code for a protein of 1668 amino acids.